AAUGAAUAAAAUCCAAUAUAAUAAUUCACUUUUAAAUAAAUUAAAUUUUAUAAAUUCGACGGAUGGUCCAUUCUUUUGUAUUGAAGUUUCCCCUCCAAAAGAAAUUAAUAAAAUUAAUAAUUUUAUUAAUUCAUUAAAUAAAUUAAUUAAUAACACAGCGACAAAUAAUUCUUUUUUAUUUUUAAGUAUUGUUGCACAUGCUGAAAAUAAUCCAAGUAAAAAAUAA
This is a messenger RNA of Meloidogyne enterolobii, 226 nucleotides long. Lineage: Eukaryota; Metazoa; Nematoda; Chromadorea; Rhabditida; Meloidogynidae. The record is from the annotation of a GenBank genome assembly.